GAAAUCCUCCUCGGUCCUCCUCGGUCCUCCUCCCUGGCUGUCAGAUUAGAGUUUAAUCCUCCCGGAGGAGGAGGAGGAGGCGUUGAGAAGGACCUGCAUAAGCGCAGCAGACGGAGGGAGUCUCCCCGCGGAAGUGCGUGCUUUUUCCUCACAACUCACCACUGGCACAUGCAGUUCCUUUCAGCCGCUGCCUGUUUCUAUUCACCUUGUUUUUAUUAAUUUAUUUUUUAAUGACAUUUCAGUGACUGUGUCAAAAUGAGCGCCUGGAGUUUUUGAACCAGUUGAACCAGGUCCAAGCAAAGAUGUCUGGAAAAGAUAAAGACAAAGACAAGGAGAAACAGUCCACCACGGAGCGGCUGGUAAAAGCUGUCCCAUAUCCUCCACAACAUAAGCUGACCACGAAAGAGCUAUAUGAAAAUGGUAAACCCAAUCCUGAGCUGCUCCGCAGCCACCUGGUGAAGGAAGGCAGGGUGGAGGAGGAAGCGGCUCUCAAAAUCAUCAAUGAUGGGGCCAACAUCCUUCGUCAGGAGAAGUGCAUGCUGGAAGUAGAUGCACCUAUAACAGUAUGUGGUGAUGUCCACGGGCAGUUCUUUGACCUUAUGAAGCUGUUUGAAGUUGGGGGAUCUCCCAGUAACACGCGGUAUCUCUUCCUUGGCGACUACGUAGACCGAGGAUACUUCAGUAUCGAGUGUGUUCUUUACCUGUGGUCACUGAAGAUCAGUCACCCCUCAACCCUCUUCCUCCUGCGUGGGAACCACGAGUGCCGGCACCUCACAGAAUACUUCACCUUCAAACAGGAAUGUAAAAUUAAAUACUCUGAACGGGUGUAUGAUGCCUGUAUGGAAGCCUUCGACUGCCUGCCCCUUGCUGCUCUUCUCAAUCAGCAGUUCCUGUGUGUACAUGGGGGACUCUCACCAGAAAUCAACUGCUUAGACGACAUAAGGAAGUUAGACAGGUUUAAGGAGCCUCCAGCGUUCGGGCCGAUGUGCGACCUGAUCUGGGCCGACCCCGGUGAGGAUUACGGCAGUGAAAAGACAUCUGAGCACUUCAAUCAUAACUCCGUCAGAGGCUGCUCGUACUUCUUCAGUUACGCAGCAGUUUGUGACUUUUUGGUAAAUAAUAACCUCCUGUCAGUAAUAAGAGCCCACGAAGCACAAGAUGCAGGGUACCGGAUGUACAGAAAAAGCCAGACCACAGGUUUCCCUUCAUUAAUCACAAUCUUCUCAGCUCCAAAUUACCUAGACGUCUACAACAACAAAGCUGCUGUAUUAAAGUACGAGAACAAUGUGAUGAACAUCCGGCAGUUCAACUGCUCCCCCCACCCGUACUGGCUGCCCAACUUCAUGGACGUCUUCACUUGGUCUUUGCCUUUUGUUGGGGAGAAAGUGACAGAAAUGCUGGUGAACGUCCUGAACAUUUGCUCCGAUGAUGAGCUCAUGUCAGAAGGAGAUGACCUUUAUGAAGGCGGCUCGUCAGCGCUGCGGAAGGAGGUGAUCCGGAACAAGAUCCGUGCUGUGGGGAAAAUGGCGCGGGUCUUCUCAGUUCUCAGGGAGGAGAGUGAGAGCGUGCUGACGCUCAAGGGCCUGACCCCGACUGGAACUCUCCCUCUAGGGGUUUUGUCAGGAGGAAAGCAGACUAUAGAAAAUGCUACCGUUGAGGCUAAAGAAAAAGCUAUUGAAGGCUUCUCCCCCACAAGGAAGAUUCGCAACUUCGAGGAGGCCCGGGGUCUGGACAGAAUAAAUGAGAGGAUGCCACCGCGCAAAGAUGGCCAGCAGCCAGACGGCACAACCAUCAACACAAAUACCAACAAGAACGGCACUGACGGAUAAGCAGCAGAGACAGCACCCUCUCAUCUUCACAUCACCCACAACACCUGACUCCCAGCAUCCUUCUGUGUUCUCUCCACCCGUCUCCUCCCUCCCUUCCUCUCCAUACGUUCGUCUGUCUCCUCUGCUGAACCUGCCUGUGCAUCUUCUCUUCUCCCACAAACGGGUGGAGAACGGGAGCAGACACAUCCGUGGCUGCAGUGCUGGGUCAACACGUCCCAACUCCUCCACAGGAGGAAAACAUACAAGGAAAAAGACAUGAUGAAUGAUGGGACUUUCAUAUGACAAAACUAAUUUAUUGAAGAUGAAAUAUAUUAGUUUCAUAGAAACAAAUUUUUGGCUAAAGUUAUCUUACAGCCGUUCAAAUGUGUAUCAACACUGAACUUGUAUGUAAAAAUUAUACACAAAAAGGAGAUAAUUUUAUAAAUGGAUAUUGAAAGAGGGAUUUCUUGUUAAGUCACUUUAGGUUUGUAUUUUGUUUUUUUAAUAUUCAAAUGUUCUGUAAGGGAAAAGUCCAACAACCUCAUGUGGUUUGGUGUUGGAAGGUCUGUAUACAGGGCUGUCUUUGUUUAUUUUAUGUUAUAAGAUAAGUGGAGAAGAUCGGGGUAGACAAACAAGAUAAGGGAAGUAAAUUCUUUCAGAUUAAGGUUAAUAACUACAAAUGAACCUUUUAUAUUUAAAGUUUCCAAAAACAAACUCUUAUUCAUACAUUUCCAAGUAAUCCCCAAAGACACAGAAUUGUUUUUUUGUUAAGUAUUUUGUUCAUGUCAGUUGUUUUAUCAUUUCUGAAUGGUGUGGUUGAUGUGCAAGGUUAGGGCUUCAUGUGCAGUCGUCGUUUGUGUUGCUAGUGCGACCUCUGCUGGUGCGACCUCUGCUGGUGCGACCUCUGCU
This is a messenger RNA of Cololabis saira (Pacific saury), 2717 nucleotides long. RefSeq names its product protein phosphatase 3, catalytic subunit, gamma isozyme, a (gene ppp3cca). The record is from RefSeq and is a predicted model, not a curated record. The coding region runs from base 303 to 1829 and encodes 508 amino acids. Gene Ontology annotation, molecular function: calmodulin binding; calmodulin-dependent protein phosphatase activity. Gene Ontology annotation, biological process: calcineurin-mediated signaling. The transcript has 14 exons. Lineage: Eukaryota; Metazoa; Chordata; Actinopteri; Beloniformes; Belonidae. Gene Ontology annotation, cellular component: cytoplasm; calcineurin complex.